Wasmannia auropunctata (little fire ant) is the source of this 555-nucleotide messenger RNA. RefSeq lists its product as uncharacterized. The record is from RefSeq and is a predicted model, not a curated record. Bases 1 to 555 code for a protein of 184 amino acids. NCBI's taxonomy places the organism in Eukaryota, Metazoa, Arthropoda, Insecta, Hymenoptera, Formicidae. The transcript has a single exon.
AUGUCGAAUCUCAGCGAAUUCUUAGCCGUGCAAAAGCAAACCAUAUACACCAUUUCAAGAGUUCUGCCAAAUUUUAAAAAACUCGGUCAAGCAAAAAUGACACGAGCAGUAACGAAGGAGCGACUGGCAACACUCAAGGAGACUUUUGCGAAGUGUCAAGACCUCCAUGCCAAGAUCACCCUAGUCGCCGAGGAGACCAAGCAGACGGAUCAUCUUUACUUCACCGAACAUCAAUUUAAAGCGUGCGAAGAUAUCUACAACGACACCGCAGACUACAUGGUGGAGGUAGUCGCGACGCUCGACCCAGUGUUCUACCAGGCUUCAGCAGCUGACGUAAGCGGGGUAUCUGAAUCGUUUCGACCGUCAUCCAAAUCGCAUUUACCAAAAUUAAAUUUACCAACUUUUGACGGAAGCCUCGAAAAAUGGGAAAAUUUUCGCGACCGAUUUACCUCGCUAAUUCGUCACGAUUAUACGUUAUCCAAUGUCGACCGUAUGCAUUAUCUCUCUUCGUGUGUCAAAGGGGAAGCAAGUAACGCUCUGAACAUCUCGCGGUAA